Molecule: messenger RNA, 1175 nt
Organism: Molossus molossus (Pallas's mastiff bat)
Lineage: Eukaryota; Metazoa; Chordata; Mammalia; Chiroptera; Molossidae
Product: glutathione S-transferase Mu 1-like
Exons: 8
Coding region: 101-757 (218 amino acids)
Biological process (GO): glutathione metabolic process
Molecular function (GO): glutathione transferase activity
Source: RefSeq, a predicted model, not a curated record
GUGCACAUUAGGCCCCGCCCCGCCCUUCCUCUCGGCCUGAGCAGAGUUUUUAAGGCCAGCUUGAAAGAGUCUCUUCACUCAGAGAGCGAACACCAGCACCAUGGCCAUGACUUUGGGUUACUGGGACAUCCGAGGGCUGGCACACGCCAUCCGCCUGCUCCUGGAGUACACAGACUCCAGCUAUGAGGAGAAGAAGUACACGAUGGGGGACGCUCCCGACUUUGACAGAAGCCAGUGGCUGAGUGAAAAAUUCAAGCUGGGCCUGGACUUCCCUAAUCUGCCCUACUUAAUUGAUGGGGCUCACAGGCUCACCCAGAGCAACGCCAUCCUUCGAUACAUUGCUCGCAAGCACAACCUCUGUGGGGAGACGGAAGAAGAGAAGAUUCGCGUGGACAUUUUGGAGAAUGAGAUCAUGGACAUUCGAAUGUACCAUAUCAGGACCUGCUACAGCCCUGACUAUGAGAAAGUGAAGCCUGAGUUUUUGAAGGUGCUUCCUGAAAAGAUGAAGCUCUUCUCGCAGUUUCUGGGGAAGAGGUCUUGGUUUGCAGGGGACAAGCUUACCUAUGUGGAUUUCCUGGCUUAUGACUUACUGGAUAUAAUGCGAAUGUUUGAGCCCAAGUGCCUGGAUGUGUUCUCAAACCUGAAAGAUUUCCUGGUCCGCUUCGAGGGCCUGAAGAAGAUCUCUGCCUACAUGAAGUCCAGCCGCUCCCUCCCCACUCCUGUGUACUCCAAGAUGGCCAUGUGGGGCAACAAGUAGGGGCUGUGAGUGCAGGAGGUGGAGCGAGGAGCACUCUGGGCCGGUUCUGCAUUCCUACACCUGUCAGCUUUGCUUCUUUUCCCUCCCUUCUCUCCCCUUCCUGCCCCGACUAGAUGCCUUCUUAGUCCCUCUUCCAGCCUUCUUCCAUCCAGCCCUCUAAGCUGCAGCUCCCACUUUUCCUCAGUGAUGUUCCUACCCUGGCCCACGCUGACCCUCCUGUAGUAAAGCCAACCAGACCGACGUUCCCCUCACCGAUGGCGCUGCUUUGAGGAGACCAACCGGACGCCUGGCCCGAGGAGCUCAGCCCUGCCUCCCACCACUGCCCUGAAGCCGAGCGUUGCUUGGGUGUGCAGGCCCUGCUCCCCAGAGUGGUUCCUGCCCAGCCCUGCCUGAUUGAUCCCCAGUAAAGCCGAAUCAC